AUGAAUGCUACACGCGUUCGACAUCUCGAGAAUGCACUGAAUCUUUUCGACAAGACCCGCAAGACGGAGGCGCCCGCUCUUCCGCUGGACCUCUUCUUGCGGCGGUACUUCCAGGCACAUAAGUUCUUGGACGAGAAAGACCGUGCGUGGAUUGCAGACAAGACCUAUGAGAUGCAUAGGUGGCGAGGCCUAAUCGACCACUUGACCCCACAACCGCACAACUGGGCGGGUAUUCACCUGUGGACAGUUGGAUCAUCGAGCCUCGAGUUCCAGUGGUGCUCCACGCAGGCUGUUUUUGAAGGAGAUGCAGCCACCGAGCCUUCUCGUGUGCAGGCCGAGCAUGAACAAAAGUUUGUCUUCUGCGGUCGCCUAGCUGAAUGUACUGGACGUUUGGAGAGUGCGAUAGCCCUGGGCAGCAAGCUUUUGGGGAAGAAGGCCAUCGUGGUCAUGCCAGAGGACUCCCCGAACGUCAAGGUCAGUGCAGUUCGGGACACCUACGGUGCAGAGGUCAGGUUCUGCAAGCCCACGCAAGAGGCACGUGAGGCCAUGUCAGCUGAAAUUGUGGCUGACCUUCGUCAGCAGCAUGGCGCAGACAAGGCUGAAGAGAUUCACCCAAAUCAGGACAUCCGGGUGGUGAAUGGCCAGGGCUCUGUUGCUCUGGAGCUGCUGGAGCAACAGACCGACCUGGAUGCCAUCGUGGUGUCCAUUGGGGGCGGCGGCCUGAUUUCCGGGAUCGCCACGUAUGUCAAAAGCGUUAACAAAGCCAUCAAAGUAAUUGGUGCAGAGCCCGAGCGUGCCAGAAGCGCUUUCAUGUCGAAGCAGGCUGGUAAGCUGGUGAAGAAUCCCCCAAACACUGUCAUUGACACCAUUGCCGAUUCUGUGAAAAGCAGCCUCGGUCCAACGACGUACCCCGUCGUCCAGGAUUUGGUGGACGAUGUCUUUACCGCCACCGAACAGGAGAUCGAGGAUGCCACCAAGUUCACAUUGGAGAGAGCCAAGCAGGUCAUCGAGCCGGGAUGUGGUGUGGCAGUUGCGGUGGCAACAUCCAAACAGCUGUAUGAUCGGUAUCCUGAUCUCCAAAAGAUUGGUGUCGUGCUGUGUGGUGGAAAUGUUGACUUGGACAACCUGCCCUGGCGGAAGUGA
Molecule: messenger RNA, 1143 nt
Organism: Symbiodinium sp. CCMP2592
Lineage: Eukaryota; Dinophyceae; Suessiales; Symbiodiniaceae
Source: the annotation of a GenBank genome assembly